AUGACCGGCGGUCAAAUUCCUGCCACUCCUUACAACUGGCCUCACGAUGCAUCUUUCAAUGGGGAAACCACUGCACUCGUCAUUAUCGACAUGCAGCGCGAUUUCUGCGAGGUGGGAGGCUACUUCGACUGUCAGGGCUAUGACGUGAGUAGCGCUCGAGGACUCAUACCAGGGCUGAAAGAACUUCUCUAUCACACCCGAGAGGUUGAUUUUGCAAUCUUCUUUACCCGAGAAGGCCACAGACCCGAUCUUUCGACUUUGUCGAGUCGAGAACGGUUCCGGUCGAGAAACAAUCCACGCCAUCUCGGGAUUGGGGAUAAAGGUCCCUUGGGCAGAUUUCUGAUUCGCGGGGAGGCCGGCCAUGAUGUGAUUCCUGAGCUGCAGCCACUUCCAGAAGAAAAUAUCAUCGACAAGCCAGGACGUGGAGCGUUUGCCCAUACUGAUUUCGAACACCUUCUGCGUCUUCGGGGAAUCAAGAAUCUCAUCCUAACUGGGGUGACCUCCGACGUUUGCGUGUCCACCACCAUGCGGGAGGCGAACGAUCGUGGAUUCGACUGCGUCGUUCUCGAAGAUCUGACAGCCGCAGCCACGCCGGAGCUGCACCAUUUUGCCCUGGAGUCGGUGAAGAUGGAGGGUGGAAUAUUUGGUGCCGUCGCACACUCCAGGGACGUGGUUGAAGGGCUUCGUCGCCAACCACAUAGAGGAGUGACGUCUCGAGGCGACCCCCGGUCUGCCUUGCAUUUUGACUAA
Molecule: messenger RNA, 750 nt
Organism: Capronia coronata CBS 617.96
Lineage: Eukaryota; Fungi; Ascomycota; Eurotiomycetes; Chaetothyriales; Herpotrichiellaceae
Exons: 3
Coding region: 1-750 (249 amino acids)
Source: RefSeq, a predicted model, not a curated record